AUGCAUCAAAAUUCUUAUUAAAUUACAGAGGAAAUUGUAGAAACAUCUCAAGGUUAUCAAAUAAUUGGCGGUUUUUGGCAAUUAAAAAAAAUUAAAAUCAUUAUUUAGCAUAGUAGCAAGAAUGAAUUGAUUUAUUUAUAGGAUGGAGAAAUAUUAAAAAAGUAUUGAUUUUAUCUACAAAAAUUAAGAGAGAAAAAGACAGACAACCUUGAAAUAAUCAAGAAUAUCGAAAUGAUCAAAUAUGCCAAAUGGGAUGGAGAAUCUAAUAAUGACAAUAUGAAAUGUGGAAAUUGGUAGGCUUUUUGGAAAGGUAAAAAAUUGGGUGUUGGAGGAUAUUAUAAUAAAAGUAACUUGAAAACAGGGAAAUGGCUUGAGUUUUUCAAUUAAUAUUGGGAGUAAACUACUAUUUAUAUUUUAUGAGUCGAUGUUAAGUUAUUCUUAAAGGUGAAUACAAAAAUGGAAAGAAAUUCGGUAUUUGGGAAAUGUAGUAUCGACAACAACAAAGGGAAUAAUUUUAAAUAAUGUAAUUUAAGCUAAUUUACUUAAAAUAAUACAAAGAGGUUUAUGCACUUAUGACAAAGACGGACUCUAAUAAGGAAGGUCAUUUGAAGUAUCUGAAUAAUUUUGGGAGUAUUAAAUUAUAGAUUUUAAAGUCUUUGUUAAGUUUUGGAAUUUGGAGAAUAUAGAGAUGGUAAGAAGGUAGGGAAAUGGGACAUUUUAAGCAAAUAAUCGAUAAUACUGUAAUAAUUUUGUGAAAUUUUAGGGCUGGAGGAAAUUAUAAUUAGAAAGGCUUGAAAGAUGGAAGAUGGGUGGAGUUAGAAUAACAUUUUUGGAUGUAUUUUCAAUUGAGAGUUUUAGAUAAAAUUAAGUCAUUUAGAUUGGAGACUAUUAAAAUGGUAUUAAGGUUGGUUUUUGGAAGAUUUAGUUCAAAAUGACUGAACUAUUUGAUUAUCAAGAUAUGUAGAAAAUCUUCUUAAAAUAUACUAGAGGUGGAGGGUUGUACAUAAAUAAUAAAAAGACAGGAAGGUGGAAGGAAAUACAUGAUAAUUUUCAUAAGUUUAAUUUAUUGACUUAUAUUGUAGUUAAUGUUAAGUAAUUUAUGCUGGAGAAUAUUUUAAUGGGGUAAAAAUUGGAUAAUGGAAUACACAAUAUAAAGGAAUUAGAUAAGAUGAGUUUAAUAUUAUGUAAAAUAAAAUUAUCACUAUCUUAAUAGCGGAGGAGGUCUAUAUUUUAAUGGAAGAAAAAUAAAGUAAUGGGUGGAUCUACAUCCUAAUUUUGAAAAGUAUUGUAGCUCUAUUCUAUUUAAGUUAACGUUAGGUUAUUCAGACUGGCGUAUAUGAUGAAGGCUUAAAAUAAGGACAGUGGAAAAUCCUUUUCAGAACAAAUCAUUAAGAGAAUUAUUAAAAUAUGUAAACAAUAAAUCAAAAUUAAAGAGGAACAGGAUUUUAUGAAAACGGUUGUUAAAUAGGAAAGUCUUGUGAGUUGCAUUAAAUAUAUUUUAAGUAUGUAUCUCAAUUUUUAACAAAAUCUAAGUAAAUAUUAAAUUUUUUGGUCUGGCGAAUAUACAAAAGGGUAUAAAAAUGGUUGGUGGGAUAUAAUUUGGAAAAACAAAUCUAAUGAUAGUUAAGAAAAAAUUAUGUAUUUAUAAUUUAAUCAGUAUUUGUAGUGGGGGUGGUUCUUAUCUAAAUGGAAUAAAAAAUGGAUAAUGGACAGACUUGGUAGAUAAGUUUUCAAGUUAGUCUUGGCAGGAGAAAGUCAUCGUUGGAGAAUAUGUUAAUGGGGAGAAAUCAGGUGUUUUUAUAAUUUAAUAAAUAAUAUGA
This is a messenger RNA of Paramecium octaurelia, 1820 nucleotides long. The record is from the annotation of a GenBank genome assembly. NCBI's taxonomy places the organism in Eukaryota, Ciliophora, Oligohymenophorea, Peniculida, Parameciidae.